Messenger RNA from Galdieria sulphuraria, 1423 nucleotides. RefSeq lists its product as uncharacterized. Bases 15 to 1397 code for a protein of 460 amino acids. NCBI's taxonomy places the organism in Eukaryota, Rhodophyta, Bangiophyceae, Galdieriales, Galdieriaceae. The record is from RefSeq and is a predicted model, not a curated record. Gene Ontology annotation, biological process: intra-Golgi vesicle-mediated transport. Gene Ontology annotation, cellular component: COG complex. The transcript has 3 exons.
UUUGUAGCAUGUCGAUGGAAAUCGGUCCUGACUUUGACAAAGGAGAAGGUUUGGACGACUUGGAAAGCUUAAAAAAAGAGGCAUACGAAGCUGGCUUGUCUAGCUUUUUGGAGCGGGUUCUUGCCUCGUCAAGGAAACAAGUGAGCGCCGAUGUCAGUGAAGUCGAAGGGGAAGUUGACAAACUCAGUACUCAGUUGCAAGAUAUCGUUUCCAGGAACUACCGAGAUUUGUUGCAAAACUAUGAUCAAUCGGUGUCAUCGUCGUCUACUUUAAGGAAUCUUCAGGAAGUGCUGGGAAAAGUCUCUCAGAGUUUUCCAUUAUUCGUAGACAAGAGUAUUGAAGCGUUGAAAGUCUUGAAUCUAUCACAACAGGAACGAGAAAGUUAUUCUAGUGAUGUUUCGGAUAUUUACGUAAAUGACCUUAUCGAGUUACCUUCUCUUGUUGUGUCUCUGAUUCGAGCGGGAGAGAUCGAAGCCUCUGUAGAAAUGAUAGAACACUCUCGUCGACUUAACCUUCUUAUAUCUGGUUCUAGAAUAUUGAAUGACGUUUGUUACAGGGUAAAAGACAUGCGACUACUAGUUGUGUCUUAUAUACUCCAACGGUUGAGGUCAAAGACUUCUCUCAGUGAAUGCCUCCGUUUGAUAACUCUUCUUAGAAGGAUUACGUCUCUUGAUGAGGUAGUUUUGCGUCUUUUGUUUCUUUGUUGUCGGUCGCAUUGGAUGCUUUCCUGUCUAAAGGGUUUUUGCAAUCCCAAACCGCAGAGUCUAUUCGCACAAUUCAGUGACGAGUUCAGAAUUCGUACGCUAGAAACUACGACGCAGUAUCAUGCAAUCUUCACUGAUAUUGCGAGUCGUGAUACCAUUCACGAUGAUUUUAUAAAUCUAUGGAUAUCGUUUUAUUUGCAAGUAACUAAACGGCAUUUAUGCAACAUAACUGAUGGAGGAACAUUAUCGUCCUUAAUCCAACAAGCAAACUACUGUGGCGAGUCUCUGAGUCGUAUUGGGGCAGAUUUUCGGAUGCUGCUCUGCAUUCCAUUUGAAGAAGCCAGCGUGCUACUUUUCUCAAAGUCUUUGCAGGAGGCUUUGUUAGCGUUUGAAACAAUGUUAGAAAGCUUCCAAUGGUAUCCUUCAACGUCUUCCCUGAAGUUAACGGAGAGCACGGGUCAGCAUGACAUUCCUGGCGUAUCUCUUCCUUAUCAACUUCUUGAAUUUCCACCUUUAUCAGUUCUCUUUAAUGGUAUUCUCAGUGCAUUGAAUGAAAUACGUCAAGUAGUUUUCAACUCUCAAAAGAAAACCUAUGCUGAGCUGUUACAAAAUACAUUUUAUGAAGCAGCUGCAGUGGUUAAAGACUUUGGAGGUAGCAGAGGUUCACUUUUACCCAACUCACAGCUCUAUUGAAUGUCUACAGUUGUGCCUUCAGACGA